CCCCGGCGCGUCGCAGUUGCUAUGGAAGGUGCCGGAAGGGCGGGCCCGCGGUUUGGUGGAGCCGCCGGCCGGGGCGAUGGAGGCGAGCGGCGGGUGUGGCUGGGUUUGAGGGGGAGUCGCGGCCGUCUCUCUCGCCGGCAGGUUGAUUCUGCUUUAGGAUAAUGGCAGGAAAAGUAAAGUGGGUAACUGACAUAGAAAAAUCUGUUCUAAUAAACAACUUUGAAAAAAGAGGCUGGAUUCAGGUGGCAGAAAAUGAAGACUGGAAUUUUUACUGGAUGAGCGUACAAACAAUCAGAAAUGUUUUCAGUGUGGAAACUGGUUACCGCCUCUCCGAUGACCAGAUUGUCAAUCAUUUCCCAAACCACUAUGAACUGACCAGAAAAGAUUUGAUGGUAAAGAAUAUCAAGCGAUACAGGAAAGAACUUGAGAAAGAAGGAAGCCCUCUUGCAGAAAAGGAUGAAAAUGGGAAAUAUAUUUAUUUGGAUUUUGUUCCUGUUACUUUUAUGCUUCCGGCCGAUUAUAAUCUCUUCGUUGAAGAAUUCAGGAAAAAUCCCUCCAGCACUUGGAUUAUGAAACCUUGUGGCAAAGCUCAAGGAAAAGGAAUAUUUCUAAUCAAUAAACUCUCCCAAAUUAAAAAAUGGUCUCGAGACAGCAAAACGUCUUCGUUUGUAUCUCAGUCUUCCAAAGAAGCCUAUGUGAUUUCUCUCUAUAUUAACAAUCCAUUACUUAUUGGUGGAAAGAAAUUUGAUCUUCGUCUGUAUGUUUUAGUAUCUACAUAUCGUCCCCUGAGAUGUUACAUGUAUAAACUUGGAUUUUGCCGGUUUUGCACAGUAAAAUACACACCAAGUACAAGUGAACUGGAUAACAUGUUUGUACAUCUUACAAACGUUGCCAUUCAGAAACACGGGGAUGAUUACAAUCAUAUCCAUGGAGGCAAGUGGACAGUGAGUAACCUGCGCCUGUAUCUAGAAAGCACACGUGGAAAGGAAGUCACAAACAAAUUAUUUGAUGAAAUUCACUGGAUAAUUGUGCAGUCACUGAAGGCUGUGGCGCCUGUAAUGAAUAAUGAUAAACACUGCUUUGAGUGUUAUGGAUAUGACAUUAUCAUUGAUGACAAGCUUAAACCAUGGCUAAUUGAGGUUAAUGCUUCCCCUUCUCUUACUUCCAGUACUGCUAAUGAUCGAAUCUUGAAGUAUAAUCUUAUUAAUGACACACUUAACAUUGCUGUGCCUAAUGGGGAAAUUCCAGACUGUAAAUGGAAUAAAUCUCCACCAAAAGAAGUUCUUGGCAAUUAUGAAGUCCUAUAUGAUGAAGAGAUGGCACAAAGUGAUGGUCCUGACCGUGACUUGCGAAGUCGUCCUGGGCAAUCCACUGGAGUAAAAGGAAAUCGUGCAAGAGAUUCAGGAAAGCCUGUACUGACCACCUGGAAGUGAUAACAGGAGAAACGGCUGCAGUUGUGGUAGGAAGGCAUCAUGAACAAAAAUGCAGGUUUUGAACAGAUUCGUCUACUUUGCUACCUUGCAUAUGGGAACUAUUAAAAGAGGACAGUACAGCUGUUGAAAAGAAGUAAAACAAACAAUCUAAAAGCAGGAACUGUACUAGACAUACAUUGAUUUAAUGAUUAUUCCAAUAAUUAUAUGUAUAGUGUGUAUGUAUAUAUGAUUAUUUUGUACAUACGUACUUUGUAUAUACUAAUAUUCUCCCAGUAAUGAUUGAGAACUUUCUUUAUAAAGAUGAUAACUCAAAAUGUGCAUUCUGAAAGAAACCCCCUGCUGUUCCGAAUAUAAUUUAUUUCCUCUGUAACCUGUCCCUAGCUCCCUAUAAUAAAUGAGCUGUGGAUUCUGUAAGAGUGUGGUGUGGUGAGUGUUAAUAUUGUUACAUGAGGGUUUAGAUUCUUGCUAGUAAAAGAAGAGAAACUAGGAAAAAGAGUAUUGGACUUGAGGCUAUUGUCAGUUAAGGCAGCUAAUGCUUUACAAUUAGUAGUAAUAAACUGAAAAGCAAUUCUUUAUAUGCUGAGGAUUUUUGGUUUGGUUUUGGUUUGGUUUUUAAAUUUCCUUUAAUUGUUUUGAGCUGCUAACUCUUUAAAGGUAGAAAGUUUCAUAGGCAGAGGGAGUGUUUCAAAUGGUAUGUUGAUGCACUUUUUGACUAGCCAUUAAUUUUUAUUUCAAGGUGAUGCAUGCCUGUAGAGAAACAGAACAGUAACAAGCUGUAAUAAAUCUCAUUGCUUGAAGCGGAUGAGAAAUCCUUAUUUGCACCAGUAACAUGAGAAUAUCUUUGCGUAAUUGUGCUUGUAUAUAAGUAAAAUAUAUGUAUAUUUUUGUGUGAACUAUAACAAGAAUAUUGUUGCACAUGGUAUUGCUGGUAGCUAUGAUAACGAACGUUGUGAUGAUUAGCUACCAGAAUGUAUAGAGCAAAAUUUAAAAAUAGGUAUUUCAGUCUUCUAACAGUGUAGCAUAUAAAUAAACUAGUUGGGUGUGUGAUUGGC
This is a messenger RNA of Neopsephotus bourkii (Bourke's parrot), 2485 nucleotides long. RefSeq names its product TTL family tubulin polyglutamylase complex subunit L1 (gene TTLL1). Gene Ontology annotation, molecular function: tubulin-glutamic acid ligase activity; tubulin binding. The record is from RefSeq and is a predicted model, not a curated record. Gene Ontology annotation, cellular component: cilium. Bases 162 to 1433 code for a protein of 423 amino acids. The transcript is spliced from 10 exons. Lineage: Eukaryota; Metazoa; Chordata; Aves; Psittaciformes; Psittacidae. Gene Ontology annotation, biological process: protein polyglutamylation; microtubule cytoskeleton organization.